Bicyclus anynana (squinting bush brown) is the source of this 11615-nucleotide messenger RNA. RefSeq names its product oxysterol-binding protein-related protein 6. Lineage: Eukaryota; Metazoa; Arthropoda; Insecta; Lepidoptera; Nymphalidae. Gene Ontology annotation, cellular component: intracellular membrane-bounded organelle; plasma membrane; perinuclear endoplasmic reticulum. Gene Ontology annotation, molecular function: cholesterol binding. The record is from RefSeq and is a predicted model, not a curated record.
GAACUGUCGAAUGUCGAUCUUUUCCGUAGUUUAACUUUUCUUCUCAAUCUUUCAAAAUGGUGUUUUAUUCUCGCGGGUUUCUUUAUAAAUUAAAUGAGUUAUUAUUAAAAUGAAUAGAAAUUUAAUAGUAAUAGAGUGUAUUCCACUUGGCCUGGUCAUAUAAAAUCGCGAGUGCUGUGUUUUACAUAGUUACGUGAGCUUGUAAAAAAAAUCAAACCGCAAUACAUCGAAAUUAAUUUUCGCCUGUGAUGUUAAAAAUCAGUUUUGUUAUUUAAAGCUUCUUACUGGACUUAAGAUGGAUAGUGUCGCGCGGCUGUAGCGGGCGGAACAUGUCGCAGACCGGCCUGAAGCAUAUCGCCACAGAACCGACGCGCCUCGAGACCAAACGGGAGAGACGACGCGGCGCGGCGGGGCGGGCGGCCGCGCUGCGCCGGGCUCCGUCAGACUCGGACUGCUCCGGAGAGACCGCGUCCCUGUCUGCGGACAGCGGAGACCGCUCCGUCAGGCCGGCGCCGCCGCCGCCACGCUCCGGCAAAUCUAGGAGUCGUCGUCGAGGCAGCGAGUGGGAGGUGCUGGAAGGGCUAAAGGACGGCCAACGCUUCGAGAAGCGGCCCGAAGUCUUCAACGGCUAUCUGCACAAGAAACGCAAAUGGCCGCUAAAAGGAUGGCACAAGCGCUUCUUCGUAGUAGACGGUGGUAUACUAGUCUACGCGCGCUCCCCUACGGACGUCGCGCGCGGACGCUUGCACGGCUCGGUGGACGUCGGCUUGUCCGUCAUAUCCGCCAAGGCCAGGCGGCGGCGGAUAGACAUAGACGCGGACGAAUUCAUUUACCAUUUGCGGGCGAAAACGCCGGACGUUUUCCGGACGUGGCUGAAUGUGCUGAAGACUCAUAGGUUAUAUAGACAACAUUUGCUUACAUUCGGUGCACGGGAAUCAGUUCCUAAAAUUCACGCACCCCUUGAAGAUUUGCCACCUACAGAUACAUCAUCACGGCUAAUAAGCCCCGCGACGCCGGUGCGCGGGCCGCAGGCGGGCUUCGUGUCCGGCACCCCGGGCGGGCGCUUGGCCGGCUGGAGCAUCGAGUCGGGCGGACCCCUGGACAGCGUGUCGCGCGAGCUGGGGCAGGCGCAGCUGUCGCUGCAGCAGCUGCAGGGGUACCUGGACGCGCUGGAGCUGCACCAGCAGGCGCACCACGAUACUGACGUAUCACUGGAGGGCGCGUCGCCGAACGUCAAGAAGGACCGGCGCAAGUUCGGGCUGCGCAAGAAAAAGUCCAGCAACAAAUGUGCUUCCGUGGAACUGGCUCCUCCGCACAUGGACGCUUCCAAUUCUCACAUGGCUCUGUCCGCCCUCACAGCGCCACCGUCACCAGGGGGCGGGGCUUCGUCUAUCCCCGCCUCCGCAGCCUCGCUUCCUAUUGCAUGUGCGGCCACGAGGCCUCAGUCGCUGCCCGGCGCGGAGGCACUCAACGCGCCCGCGAGCCUCUGCAGCCUCACCCCAGACCAGCAGCUGAGGGAGGACUUCACCGUGCUGGCUAAGGAUCUCGUCUGCAGUCUGAAGAAUGUUGUGGCCACGUUGGUGCGGGAGCGCGGGCGCGCGCGCGAGGCGGAGGGCGCACCGCUGCUGUCGGCGCUGCGCACGGACCUGUCCUCCGCGCUGCAGCAGAACUCCGCGGUCGCGCCUGUCCCGCAUACACGACACGUCCGACCUCGCCGAGAUCUCCUCGCUCGGACACAACUCCGCGCCGAAUCGUCCAUUCCAACACUCCCUGAGCUACAGCUCGUCGUGCGUCUCCGCCUCGGAGUUCUUUGACGCGGAGGAGCACGAAGAGAACCACAAGCAGAACGAAAUCAUCACCGCUGACGAGACAGGCGUGAUAGAACUGGACGGCGACUCGACCUCAGAAGCGGGAUCGCUAAGCAGUGAAGACGGCUCCGCAAGCUCCGACAACUCAGAUGCAGCCACAGAGCAGUCGACGCUGCGGCUGAACGAGAACGGGCCCAACACGUGGGUGCGCCGCACGCGCCUGCCGCACCCGCGCCCGUCGCCCGGCGGGCCCAGCCUGUGGAACCUGCUGUACAAAAACAUCGGCAAGGACCUCAGCCAGAUCUCCAUGCCGGUCACCAUCAACGAGCCCCUCAACAUGCUGCAGAGAUUAUGCGAAGAGCUGGAGUACUCGGAGCUGCUGGACGCGGCGGCCAAGAGCGUGGACGCGGUGGACCGCUGCGCGCUGGUCGCGGCGUUCGCGGUGAGCGCGUACGCGGCUGCGGCGCACCGCGCGGCGUCCAAGCCGUUCAACCCGCUGCUGGCCGAGACGUACGAGUGCGUGCGCGCCGACCGUGCGUUCAGAUUCGUGGCCGAGCAGGUAUCCCAUCACCCUCCCAUAUCGGCGUGUCACGCGGAGUCCCCGCGCUGGGUGUUCUGGCAGGAGGCGCGCAUCAAGACCAAGUUCUGGGGCAAGUCCAUGGAGUUCCAGCCCGCGGGUAGGGUCCACGUCAAGUUGUUGACUACGGGAGACCAUUAUAGUUGGAACAAGGUGACGACGUGCGUGCACAACCUGUUCGGCGGGCAGCGCUGGGUGGACCAGUACGGGGACAUGCACAUCGCGUGCCAGGGGACCGACAUCGGCUGCAAACUCAACUUUGUUAAGGCUAGCUCAUGGUCGAGCAGCAGGCACGAGGUGCGCGGCGCGGUGACGGUGGGCGGCAGCGGCACACGCCUGCGGCUGGCGGGCCGCUGGUCCGAGGCGCUGUACGCCGGCGACCCGCCCGCCGCGCGCUGCCUGUGGAGGCCCGGCGCGAUGCCCCCGGAGCACGAGCUGUACUACGGGUUCACGCGGUUCGCCAUGGAGCUCAACGAGAUGGAGCCGGGCAUGCGCGACGUGUUGCCGCACACCGACACGCGGCUCAGGCCGGACCAGCGAGCGUUGGAGGAGGGCGACGUGGAGGCGGCGGAGCAGUACAAGCACCAGCUGGAGCAGGCGCAGCGCGAGCGGCGGCGCGACUGUCCGGACAACGCCCCUGCAUGGUUCACGAAAGUGCUAGAAGGCAGCGAGGAGAUGUGGUCGUUCACGGGCGAGUACUGGAAGGCGCGCGAGGCGGGCUUCCCCACGCUGCAGGCGCCGCGCCUGUGGUGACUGCGCCCGCUGCUGCACCCUUUCCCGCAGCGCGAGGUGCUCUGCUAGGUUGUGCUUCGCUUAGCGUUUUAUAGCUUUACAUACAAACCGUUUUCGCCUUCAAGUUUUACUGUACGGAGCAGUAGAGGUGGCCCGACACACUGGAGUAUGGACAGUGUGUUUGUGAAUUAGGAAGAUAUAAUGUAUUGCUACUUAAAUACCUUCAGUAUAAUCAGAGUUUUUAGAAAGAUUUAUUUUGUGGGUACAUAAAUGAAAUAAAAUAUUCGUUCAGUUGUGUCUGCUAAAGUUAAUUUUAUUUACAUAUUGUAUAUUUUUAUUACAUUUUUCAAUCAAUUAAUUGUGGUAAAUAAUGCCCUCACUAAAUAAAUAUAUAUGAAUAUUUUAACUUAUUGUAUUAUAAUGAAAAUUGUACACUGAAUUAUUUUCUUGCGGAAGUGAUUCUGUUUUAAUUGAAAUGAUUUUAUUUUAUUAAUUGAUGUAAAUCGGCUACGCUAUUUUAAAAUGUAGCAAGUGACAUUUUCUAAAUAUUACAAAAUGUGAAACGUCUCACUCAUUUUCUAAAAAUAUAGGACUACGCUUAAGAUGUUGUGCAACUUACGGUUUCACUUCUGGUAUGUUUAGUUUAGGGACAUCAUUAUCUAAACAAAAUAUUCACAGAUCAUGUGAAGUUUAACGUGGCAGAAGAAUCCUGUAGGUAAUCAUGUAACAUAGCAUCAUAAGGAUGUUGAGAACCUUCCUUUCACAGUAUGCUGCAUAAUUUCACUGUACACCUUCAGUUUGACAAAGUUUAGACAACUGAAUCAAUCAUAGCAGCAGCACUCACUGUAAGAGAUAUCUUCAAAAUCUUCAAAUGGGUUAAGGAAAGAAAUCCAUUACUUUCCGUAAAUCGCAGAAGUAGAUAUGUAUAUCGAUCUUAUAUAUUUCUCUUUUAUCCACUCAGUCUUUGGCUCUCUAGUAUUUUUUUUAAUUUAAAUUUUAUUGUCACUUGCUAUAUUUUCAUAUUGCACAGUCGAAAUGUAAUUAAGUCCAUUUUCAAUGUGUUUGUUUGUCUACUAACAUACUGGAGUAAAGCUUUUGACUUAAAAACAAUUCUACAUACAAAUAUAUUGAAUAUACAUUUUAUGUAUGUAAACGGCUGUGAAAUUGUUUCCAGUUUAGCGACGUUAUUUUUGUGUUAAGCUUAUUGUAGUCAAUGUUGUUUUAAUUUGUUGCUUUAUUAUUAAGUACAAAUAAUCAGUAUUUUUACAAAAAAACUGUACAUAAUAUAGUAUAAAAACGAGAAAUGAAAUCUUUGACAUUUUUCGCACUAAAACUUACAGUUACUUAUCCAUCAAUAAUUAUAUAUAUUUUACUAAAUAAUAUAAUUUACUUAUAGUAUACAGUAUACAGUUCGUUUCAUAUAGGAUAGUGCGGGUGACAGUUCGUUUCACUCUUGAAAGUUUUGCCGCGAUAAUAGUACCAAUUAUGAACGUCAUACAGGUGACUGUCACUGUACCCAUGCUAUCUGAAAAGCACUUUAAACUGCAACAUUUCGUUGGUUUUGUAUAUAAAAGCGUUAAAAUAAGCAGAUGCAAUUGCGGGCUACUUCCAUAGUAUAGUGUGAUGUGUUUUAUUUAACAGGGACUUUUCGUAUUUCUUCUUUCACUUGUCCCCAUUAAAUAAAAUACUGGAUGUUUGAUAUAAAUUGUCAAUUGAUGAUUAUAUUAAGGCAGUAUUGUGUUAAGUAUUCCUUAAAACGAUUGUAGCUUCCUGUGGUACACCCAAAAACACACUGUUGACAUAAUUCAUUGACAAAGAAGAAGACAUUUUGCAGACAUAAUAAUUUACAAAAAUGCAAUAUGGGUCGGAAAUAGUACUUCCUUUUUUUUAAGUCCGUAAUAAUGUCCAAUAGAUACUAGAACUAUACAAUACUACAAUGAAUUCCAAUAACAUAAAUAUUUGUGCAUAUUUCCAUUAUUAUAACGUUUUUGUAACAUAUCAUGUCUUGAGUGUGUUUCAUGGUUGAUCGGUUGAUGUAAUAUAGACUUUAUAUCUCUCUAUUUUAGGUUUGAUUCAAAACGUAUCGCUAAUUUCAAUAGGCUACGAAAUAUAUCUCGAGAUGUACCAUCGUCUUUUCUAAAAUUGCUUAAAUAACCCCCGUUAAUGACUCUCUGAGAGGUUCAAAGUCUGGACUUCGAUACCCACCUGUUGGCCUAUUGUCGUACUUUUAACACGAGAAUUUUGCUUACUUAAUGGGGAAAUAGAAAAUUUGGUCAUUUUUAAAAAUAUUUGCUUAUAAAACAGUUUGUAUUAAUGAAACAUCUAUGCCAGUCAUAGUAAUUUUACAUAUAAACUACCUAAUUGAUUGUAAUAAAAAUUUUGAAUAAUUUCGAAUAAAGUGGACACUUUUUGUACAUACACGUGACGGUUAUAUUUCAUAGCCUAUAGUAGUUUUGUCUCUUCUAUAUUUGUCUAUUUCCUAAAAAAUAUCGAUGUUGUUAGUACUUAGCUCGUAAAUGGAAAAUGUUAUACCAUCUCAGUGGUACGAGUACAUUUUAAAUAAAAAUAAAUAAAUAUCAUCUAUUAUUAUAUAAAAUUGAAUUUUCAAAACUACUCUUGCUAAAUUUUUACCUUAAAACCAACUGCACUGACAAACAACCAACACAAGACGAAGUAAUUUUAAUACACAAGUAAUAUCUAAUCUAUUAAGUAAUAUAUUUACCAGUAUUUUUAAAAUUGGUAAAACAGUGUAAGUGGAAAUUUUUGUUUUAAAUUCGGCGAUUGUAAGCUGGUGAUAUAAGUAUAAAUCAACUUACAGCAUACCACAGACUAACAUGGAAGACAUUCCACAAUUCAGCAGGGCUAUUCUGUAACUUUGUUUUUUUAUAACUCUCAAGUGCGAGUUUCGAAUCCUACUCUGUCUCUCUCCGUCUAACGCGAUACUGUAGACAGAAAAAGAUGGAGGUGAAUUCGAAAGAUGCGAUAGCGAGUUAUAAAAAUUUCAUUACAGAAUAGCCCUCCAGAUUGUUCUAAAAAUUUGUGAUAUACAAGUACGAGUAAAAGCUAUUUUCAUGCAUGUUACAUUAAAAAUUUAAUGUACGUAAAAUCCUAAUUAUUCCGAUAAAAUUAAAAAAAUAGACAAGUUUGAUGCUACUGUGAUGGUGUAAUUUUUUAAUGAGCGUGUUGAACAUAGUUGGUAUAGGACGAACUUAGGGUGUAUAUUGUGAUGCUUUUGUAUUGUGAAUAAUUUAGCCAUGGUUGAAGUACAAUUAAUAUUUAAUAUACAACUACCCUCAGUUUUACUAAACUUUGGUGCGAUCAUAGCAAUCUUAUAUAAUUCAUAGUACAAACGUUACCGCUAACAUACAAUUACUUAUUUAUUAAUUGUGGGAAAACGCAAACAGUCUAAAACAAAAUCUAUGUGCGUACGCUGUAGCAUGGUACGGGUGACAGUACGUAUCUCUCUUGAAAGUUUGCCGCGAUUCCCGAUAAUAGUACGUAUUGUGAACGUCAUACAGUCAACUGUCACCCGCACCAUGCUACAGCACACAGUCACAUAGUGUAACACUUAUUGAUGAUGAAGUUCUAUUUUUAUCUAUACUUAAUAUUAUAAAGCUGAAGAGUUUGUUUGUUUGUUUGUUUGAUUGAACGCGCUAAUCUCAGGAACUACUGGUCCGAUUUGAAAAAUUCUUUCAGUGUUAGAUAGCCCAUUUAUCGAGGAAGGCUAUAGGCUAUAUAUUAUCCCCGUAUUCCUACGGGAACGGGAACCACGCGAGUGAAACCGCGUGGCGUCAGCUAGUAUGUAAUAAAAACAAAACUUCAAAUAAAAUGAUAUACUUGUAUAUACUUUUAUGGAACAUUUCUUUUAAAGUUAAUAUAAUUGCUAUUAUUACAAUGCAUCAGUAAAGUUUCGUGAUCCAGUGGGUAGGAUCAGUCGUUGAUAAUUAAUUAAGGUCGGAUUGUAUAGAAAUUGACAAUAUGUAAGAUGUCGUCAACAAUUUUUAUAAAGUGAGACCUAAAUUACAUUUAUUAUUCCACUCAAAAUAUGUAUUACUUAUUUGUGAUAAUAAUGCAAGAGAUUUAUGAAAAUACCUAAUAUAAUAUUUAUACAAUAAAUGCAAUAAAUAUAUUAUAAUACUCGAUUAAAAUAUUAAUUAAUUAAAUGUAUAAACAGUAUAACAAAUAACAAUUACAAGUAUGAACAUUGAGUGAAAACUUUUAGAAAUUCUCUAUUAAUAAAAUAAAUAAAAAAAGACAAUUUUGUGUCAUUAUUAGUAACUAUAUGUUGUCACUUAACAAUGUAGCUCAUUUAAUUUACCUCACGAAUUAAUUAGUAUAAUAUUAUUUUGGCGUAUUAGUUAUCAAUAUAUCUAUUAAAAAGUAUAGUCAUAAUAAGUUUUGUAACCGAUACGUCAAAUUUCUCAACCAUAACACUUUCAAUACACAUAAUUAUUAGUGUUGUUUUUGAAAACAUAUUCAUUAUAUUAUUAUAAGCUGACCUAACAUAGCAAUUAUAAUUUUUAUUUAAUAUAAUAUUAGAAUGUAUGGUGACGGAUUUUUCACUGAAUUCAUGUAAUUAUUCUAACAUUGCUCGCAGAAUAUUGUGAUUGUCGUUUUAAAGUCGUGACUGGUUUACGCAGCGACCGUCGAGCAUUGAACAGUGUUGUGCCGUGAGACACACAACUAACGUCAGGACGCUCAGAGAUUGCGGUUUUGACAGGCAACAGGGACAAACAUAUUCAAUAGGGAUGAUAACAGUUUUUUAAAUUGUAUAUUAAUUAGGAGUAUGCUUGUAAUAAAGCAAUUUUAUAAAAGUUACAGGAUAUCUGUGAUCAUUAAUUUCGGAGCUACAGGGAUUUAAAGGGUCAUAUUUGCGGCGCUGCCGCGGAUCCCUGAACGCCCCGUGUUUUUUCAACAGCACGAAUUAAUGACGUCGUUGAUCAUAAUGAUCGUUAGAUUUCUAUAGGCGUUCAAACAAAAUUACAAAUAUCUUUGUUAUUUGUGCGUUUGAUGUUUAUAGUUCAUGUAUUGAUAGAUGUCACGUUUAAUGUUAGGAAGCUAAAAAUGUAUGAAUUUUCAUUUAAUUACGAUAUAAGAUUUUUUGUAAAUAUCCAAGACAAUAUUUUCAUUUUUACAUAUAAAUUAGUUAAUAUUGACCUUAUAUACCCGAAUGUCUUAUAAAAAUCAAUAUAUUCAAACCUAGUUAUCAUCCCCAUUACAAUUGCCAAGUUUUUGUAUGUCUCUCUCUCUUUUGUCGUUACAUCGCCCACCUGUCAAAAACGCUAUCUCUGAGCAGCCGGACUUUACAGUAUCAUAUAUUCGCACGUUUAAAUUACCAGCUGCUGUGCUAUGUAAGUGCGGUGCUGAGUAAGUAGGUGACGACCUUUACUUUAUUAUUAUCAUGAUAGUAGCUAUAAUAUCAAAGUACCUAAUUUAGAGAUUUAGUUUGUUCCUUUUAUACGGGUGUAUAAGGUUAUUAUUAUUUUAAUAUAAAAAUGUAAACAUUACUUAAACAGUAUUGUUACAGUUUAAAUAUGUAGAUUCAACAGACAAGUUUUUCUAACAAUACAAGCAUACAAGUAUACAAAUCUAUUAUUGAGAUCUUUUGUAAGGAGUAUGCUGAAUAUGUCACAAAUUGAAGUUCGCGGCGCUACAGACUAACGGACGACAAUUGUUUUUAAUACUAAAUAGUUUUGUCAGAUUUGAUGAAUUGACAAUAAAGUAGUUUUUUUCACAUAUAGAUUUAAGGAUAAAUUGCACGAUGAGAGUUUCUGGAAUACAAGCGACAUCACUAUGGGAUGGGAUUGUUGCAAGAAAAAGCUAUCACUCGCAUUUCUCAUACAUCCAGUUCCUCGAAACUAUCCUUGUGUAAUUUAGCCUUUACUGUUUUUAUUGUUAGAUAUUGUUGUGGUGUUAUGUAAUAUAUUGUAUAAAAUUGCCAAUACGUCUGGGGUAGUUUUGAUGUUAAAUGACAAAAAAUAUAAUUAAUUUAUGUAUUUACAAUGAUAUACCUGGGUGACAGAGCUUCGCACGUUUUUUUAGCAAAAUCGUAUUUCUUAUGACGUUGCUACGCUAUCUCGUAGAAUAUAAGUUAAAGUAGAUAGAGAGGUUAUUUUUCACGAAAAUCUGACAAAUCAUACUUCCUUCUUUUCUUCGGCUUUAGUUAUAUCAGACAAGCGGCGUAUUUGUACCGUCGCGUCGUGGAUAAAAAAGGUUGUAUUUAAUAUAGCGGCUAGCGACAUUUUAUUUUUACGAUAGAAGUCGUUGAGUAUAUAUUUAACUCAUUUUGUUCAUUAGAAACUAAGUGAUUGGCCUUGAAAUUUUGCUCUAUAAGUUUGAUCACAUUAAGAGUUUUUUAGCGUUGAUUCUUUAAUUCUUCUUCAAAUCCUAUAUAUAGUUCCUCACAAUAUUGGUAUCUAUUAAUAUUUUAAAAAGUAAUAGUCAAUUUAAAAUUAUUCGUCUAAAUAAUAUACGUUUAACAAAUGAUAAUCAUAAUAUUUUUAAAUAACGUUAUUAACAAUAGCGUCCAUUGGGUUACAUCUCGUGUGUCACAAAACAAAUUAAUAGAUGUAGAAGUACUAUUAUCCUUUUCACAAUGUUAAUUUUGUAAGACAAUUUAGUUCAAAUAUUGUAUACGUACAAGCAAACCAUCACAUUUGUAUCACUGUAAUAUAGUGAACUAGUGGACGCCCGCGACUUCGUCUGCGUAAAUUUCGAUGUCAACUUUACUACUACUCCUACCCUACCCUACCCCUACCCUACCACUACCCCAACCCUACCCUACCCAACCCCUACAUCUACCAUACCCCUACCCUACCCUGCCCUACCCCUACCCCAACCCUACCCCUACCCUACCCCAAACCUACCCCUACCCUACCCCUACCUUACCUACACCCUACCCCCAUCUUACCCCUACCCCCAUCCAACCCCUACCCCCAUCCUACCCCUACCCUCCCCGUACCCUAUCCCUUUCCUACCCCUAUCCCACCCGUACCCCUAUCUCACGCCUAUCCUACCCCUACCCUACCACUUCCCUAUCCUACCCGUACCUCUACCCUACCGCUACCCUACCUAUACCCCUACCCUACCAAUACCCUAAACCCGGCCCUAAACCUACCCUACCCCUACACUACCCCUACGCGUCCCUACCCGUAGCCUACCUUACCCUGUAACUUCUCUAUCUUACUCCUACCCUUAGCAAAAUCGGUCCAGUCUUUCGAGAGUGGUGGUAUGACCAAGAGAAAUAGGAGGUAAUCUCUGGAUCUACUGGACCGAUUUGGAAAAUUGUUUUACCAAUAGAAAGCUAUGUUAUUUGCGAGUGUUAUAGGCUAUGUUUGAUCCCCAUAUUCACACGGAAACGGGAACUCGUAAAUGAAAGCGCCGGGCGUCAUAUAGCGGAAUUACUGCGUCUUUUAGAAAUUUUGUAUUAUCUCCGAAACUAUUUAAGUAAUUAACAUACUGUAAAGGGCAAAUCUUAUCUCCAUAAUAUCCUUGUGAUUAUUAAAUAAUUUAUUUUAAUAAGGAUUAAAGUUUAGUUGUAUAAAUAAUGACGUAAACCUAAGUAUAUAAAAUUAAUAAUUUUUAAAACACAAAAGGUACUAUAUCUGCUAAUAUAUAGAAGAUAGAUAUAUGGCGUCGCGGACUUUUUUGUAGAACUUUUAAAGAUACAUAAAGUCUCCAUACAUUAAUUUCAAUUUUACACAAUGGUUAAGGCAGCGCAUGCGAAUAAGUCUGUUUAAAAGGUUUUUAGUCCGACCUGUAUGACAAAAACUGUGAUAACUCGGCUAAUAUAUAUGAUACCAAUAUAAAAUAUAGCCUAUAGCACUCCCCGAUAAUGUAGCAUUCUACUGGUGAAAGAAUUUUUAAAAUCGGACCAGUAGUUCCGAAGAUUACCCCAUUUAAAAAAUGUGACAAACUUACAAACUUACAAACUUUACCUCUUUAUAAUAUUAGUAUAGAUAGAUUAGUAUAGAUGUACCUAUGUUCAUAGAAGCCCAUUUAAAGAACACUAAUUAUAGGAGGUAAGGUCGAGCUAAUUGCGUGCGCGGUGGCCCUAAUGGGCUAUAACCUUAAACUGGUCAUUACACAUAGCAUUGUCUAGUGUUGAAAAAGCCUCUAACGCUUCAAAGGUUUCCUCCGAAGGCUUUUCUAAAAGAAAACUUUCUAAAUAAUAAUAAACAAGGUUUAUUCUUUCUAUCACUAAUAAUAAUAAAUUGACUUUUGAAAGAACAAAACAAAGUAUUCAUUGAUAUAAUCUAACUACAAGUGUUGUAGGUAUUAAACAACAACUAUACAAUGAUUUUAUUGGAAAGUAAUACUUAGAUAUAGUUUUUUUAAUAUUUAAGUGCGUUGUUUUGUAAAUAAUUUCAUGGUGUUAUUAUUUAAUAUAUAAAUUGUGAGGGAAUUUUGACAUUAUGCAAUAAUGUUUGUACUUUUAAUUGUGAUUCCAAUUUUUAAUGUAAUUAAAAUUAUAUUGAAAUAAAUCACUAACAGGUUUA